This is a messenger RNA of Tribolium madens (black flour beetle), 3680 nucleotides long. RefSeq names its product tubulin-specific chaperone D (gene TBCD). The transcript has 10 exons. The coding region runs from base 16 to 3612 and encodes 1198 amino acids. Gene Ontology annotation, cellular component: lateral plasma membrane. Gene Ontology annotation, biological process: tubulin complex assembly; post-chaperonin tubulin folding pathway; bicellular tight junction assembly. Gene Ontology annotation, molecular function: beta-tubulin binding; GTPase activator activity. The record is from RefSeq and is a predicted model, not a curated record. NCBI's taxonomy places the organism in Eukaryota, Metazoa, Arthropoda, Insecta, Coleoptera, Tenebrionidae.
ACUAUUCAAGUUAAAAUGGACAAAUAUUCUAGUCUACCAGACAUUGAGGAAGCAAGUUGCGCCUAUUUUCCCGCAAGCAGUAAAACAAUCCAUGACAAUCCCAAACAAAACAUAUUUUUACCCGAAAAAAUGUCAACACUUGAAAAAAAUAAGAUUGUAGAGAUGGAAGAAGAACCCUUCGGCCUUGGCUGUGCCCUCGAAUUAUUCCUUGAAGCAAGCGAAGUCUCAAAAAUGAUCGACACCCUCAAAACCACCUAUUCCGAUAAAUCCCUCAACGAGAAGGCUUAUGAACGUUUUAGCUUCAUUAUAGGCCAGUACAAAGAACAACCCCACUUGCUAGACCCUCACAUUGACCAACUGUUGGAAAAGUGUAUCAAUAUUGUGAGAGAUGGGGGCACCAGUAUGGGGCUGAAACACGAAGUUUUCAAGUAUAUGUUCGUGUUUGUUAAUGUAAGGGGGUACAAAGUGAUAGUCAGGCAUCUUCCACAUGAGGUUGCAGAUUUUGAGGCAAUUUUAAGACUGUUAGAAGCACAAGACCUCAACGAUUCAGCCACUUGGACCACUAGAUACGUCCUACUUUUGUGGUUAUCAAUAAUUGUGAUGAUACCAUUUCACUUAUCACGAUUUGAUGCAAGUGAUGAGACUGAUAAAAAUAGGAAAACAGUAAUGUGUAGAGUUUUGGACAUUAUCAAGAAAUAUAUUGUGGUUCCUGAUAAGUGUAGAGACGCUGCUGCUUAUCUUUCGUCACGUUUUAUCACAAGAAAUGACGUCAAGCAGGAACACUUAUUUUCAUAUAUUGAGUGGUCAAUAACCGAAAGCACCUCUUCGGAGAGUAACGUUUUUACAAAACAGGGUACUUUAGCCUCAAUCGCUAUGAUUUUAAAAACCGGCAAACGCGAUGAUUUGCUUCCUCACGCCCGUCUUCUCCUCCAAUGGAUAAUCCGGGACGAAAUCAAGCAAGGUUCCGGUACCAGUGUCCAAAAACUGGUCUAUAAAAUUGUCCAGAGGAUAGGUUUGACGUUUUUACCACCAAAGGUGGCCGCUUGGCGCUACAAGCGCGGUAAUAGGUCACUCGCUGCGAAUUUAAGUGGAGGUGAUGGUACCACUUCUUCUCAACUCGACCCCGAAGAAAACCUCCCUGAGGAUAAUAUUGAAGUCCCGGACGAAGUUGAGGAAGUUAUAGACCAGUUAAUUAACGGUUUGAGGAGUGCUGAUGGGAUUGUCAGAUGGUCAGCUGCAAAAGGUGUAGGACGUGUAACCGGUCGGUUACCUCAAGAAUUGGCCGAUGAGGUGGUUGGUUCGGUUUUGGAGUUGUUUAAUCCGAGAGAAGGGGACGGGGCGUGGCAUGGCGGUUGUUUGGCAUUGGCUGAAUUAGGAAGGCGUGGUCUGUUACUACCGAAACGGUUACCGGAAGUGGUACCGGUAGUAAUGAAGGCGUUGGUGUAUGAUGAACCACGAGGGUACUCGUCAGUGGGUUCACAUAUUAGAGAUGCAGCAUGUUAUGUGUGUUGGUCAUUCGCAAGAGCUUAUGAUAAGGAUAUUUUAAAGCCGUUUGUCAAUCAAAUUGCUGCGAAUUUGUUGAUCGUCGCUUGUUUCGACAGAGAGAUCAAUUGUCGGCGCGCGGCCUCUGCUGCCUUUCAAGAGAACGUCGGACGUCAAGGGACUUUUCCUUAUGGAAUUGACAUUUUGACAGUCGCUGACUUUUUCACUGUCACCGUCCGAAACAACGCCUACUUGACUAUAAGUCCCUACAUAGCACAAUUUGAGGAAUACACCAUUCCUAUGAUCGACCAUUUGAUUGGUCGAAAAGUUGACCAUUGGGAUUGCGUAAUUCGAGAAUUGACAGCUAAAGCCUUGCAUAAUUUGACACCAAAAGCGCCCGAGUAUAUGGUAGAAAAAGUGCUACCAACUUUAUUUGAAAAAAGCAGUAGUAUUGAUUUAAAUGCACGCCACGGGUCCGUAUUGGCCAUUGGCGAAAUUAUUUAUGCUCUGUCCCAAAACAUGGACAAAAUCGAAGUGGUUCUUGGCGACCAUCUUGAAAAAAUUGCAAACUUGGUCCCCGAAUUUCGUCAGAAGUUUUAUUUCCGGGGCUUGGGGGGCGAAUUAAUGCGAACGGCGUGUUGCGAUUUUAUAGAAAAGUGUGCCAUGGCAUCACUCGAAUUCACCAAUGGGAGUACGACUGACGAUUGGCUCAACUUGAUCAACGAAUGUAUCGCAUACAAUGUUACCAACAUUCAAACAAAUGCAAUUAAAGCGUUACCAACUGUUUUGACCCGUUAUUACUCUAAUAAAAAUUUAGAGGGUUUGGUUAACGGUUACAUCGAGGAAUUGCAAAAAACGAGUCAACAGGAGGUGAGAAUGGGACACGCGUUGGCCCUGGGGGCCCUCCCAAAAUUCGUCUUGGGGGCCAACUUGGGGAUUAUUAUCGACGCUUUAAUUGGGACGAGUCAAGUGAAUCAUUUGACGGCCAAAUGGGCCGAAAGUCGCCGAGAUUCCAUCAAGGCCUUAACGUUGUUAAUUGAGACAAUGUCGGACGAUUUGGGGACAGUAUUGUCAAAAUGUGACGUCUUGCGAAUUUUUGACGUUUUUUUAUCCGGUCUCAAAGACUACACACAAGACAAGAGGGGCGAUGUGGGUGCUUGGGUGCGCGAGGCCGCCAUGUUGGGUCUCCAAACUUUGACAUUUAAGGUUAUAGUCAAACAAGUGUCAAUCGACGUUGCUUUGACUACGCAAAUCGUAGCCGGAGUGGCUCAGCAGGCUGUGGAACGCAUCGACAGGACCCGAGCAUUGGCCGGUCGAAUUUUUUACAGUUUCCUGUACAGUGACCCAACUAUCCCGAAUAUACCUUACCAUACAGAAUUAUUGCAAAUAUUUGAUAAAGAAGACUGUGAAACUUUGAAUUGGAAUUCAGCGAGUGAUACUUUCCCGAAAUUUGUGGAAUUGUUGCAAUUUCCCGAAUUCACAUACAAUGUGAUGUUGGGGUUGAUUUGCAGUGUGGGGGGUUUGACUGAAACUCUAGUUAAAAAUUCGAGUUCGUCGCUUUUUACUUACAUUUCAAGAGAGAAAAAAUGUAAAGGAGUUGGGGAAAUUGACAGAUUGGCCGAAGUUGUUUAUAGUAUUUUUCAAGAUAACAGGAAAAAUGACCGAAUUGUGGUUCCUAUGUUUCGUUUUUUGGAUAAACUUUUCAGCUCGGGGUGCGUUCAACAUUUGACAGACGAUCCGACUUCCGAUUUUUGUAAAAAAAUCCUCAAGUUAGCCAUGGCCGAAUUGGUGGGUUGCAAAGACGCUUAUAAAAUUAUCGAUGGGAUUAAUCUUUUAGCACAGUUUGUUCAGGUGAAAAGUGAGGCUUGUCAGUCGGCUUUAGUCCAGUUGAGUAUUUUCUUGUGUCAUCGACAGACAUAUGUCAGAAAGUCGACAGCAUCCAUUUUGUAUGAGUCACUACUUUUAUAUGGAGAUUCAGCUGUUUUUAAUACCGAAAAUUUGGACGAGGCCAUGCAGAUUUUAAGUAACACGAACUGGGAUGAUCCAGUCGAUGUGAUUAAGCCAAUGAGGAAUGAGAUUUGUAAAUUGAUGGGUAUUCGAGUGCCUGUUACUAAGACUUCCACUAAUUGAGCUUUAAUUUUAUAUUAUAUUUAUUAAUUUUGUACUAUUGUCUUACUAAAUAAAUAAUAUGGAAAGUA